AUGAAUGACCUACCAGGCUACAAAAUCAAGAACGUCCUCGGCACCAUCUACGGAAUCACAGUCCGAACACGCAACUGGGGCGCUGAUUUAGGGGCUGUAGUCCGAUCAGCCGUGGGAGGGGAGAUCCGCUUCUUCACGAACUUAAUGUAUACUUCUCGGGAGGAAGCAAUGGAGAGAUUGGUAGGGGAGUGCAUGAGUCGAGGAGGGAAUGCUAUUAUUGCGGUGAGAUUUGAUGUUGCGAGUUUUGGGGCUUGUUCGCAGAUCUGUGCUUAUGGGACUGCUUGUGUGGUUGAGAAGAUUGAAGACUAG
Penicillium pulvis is the source of this 309-nucleotide messenger RNA. RefSeq names its product YbjQ family protein. Lineage: Eukaryota; Fungi; Ascomycota; Eurotiomycetes; Eurotiales; Aspergillaceae. The record is from RefSeq and is a predicted model, not a curated record. The coding region runs from base 1 to 309 and encodes 102 amino acids. The transcript has a single exon.